Balaenoptera ricei (Rice's whale) is the source of this 2047-nucleotide messenger RNA. RefSeq names its product UBX domain-containing protein 4-like. NCBI's taxonomy places the organism in Eukaryota, Metazoa, Chordata, Mammalia, Artiodactyla, Balaenopteridae. Gene Ontology annotation, molecular function: protein binding. The transcript has a single exon. The record is from RefSeq and is a predicted model, not a curated record. Bases 726 to 1709 code for a protein of 327 amino acids.
AGCGCCUGUGCCCGAGGGCAGCGAUGCUGUGGUUCCAGGGCGCCAUUCCAGCCGCCAUCGCGUCGGCCAAGAGGAGCGGCGCGGUCUUCGUGGUGUUCGUGGCAGGUGAUGAUGAACAGGCUACACAGAUGGCUGCAAGUUGGGAAGAUGAGAAAGUGACAGAAGCAUCUUCCAACAGUUUUGUUGCUGUGAAAAUCGAUACCAAAAGUGAAGCCUGCCUACAAUUUUCACAGAUCUGUCCUGUAGUGUGUGUUCCAUCUGGUUUCUUUAUUGGAGACAGUGGAAUUCCCUUGGAAGUAAUAGCAGGAAGUGUUCCUGCAGAUGAACUUGUUACCAGAAUCCACAAAGUCCGGCAGAUGCACUCGUUAAAAGGUGAAAUAUCAGUGGCAAAUAGUGGCCAGUGAGAAAGUUCAGUCUCUACUCCAUCCACCUCAUUUGAUCAGAACAACACUUCUGAAAACUGUCAGUCCAGAAAUGUAGAGCUCUGUGAGACACCACCCACUUCUGAUACAAAGUCAGAUUCUGCAACAGGAGGAGAAAUUUCAGGCCAGGCCACUGUGUCUCCAGAGCCUGGUGGAUGUUCAAAUCAGAGACCUACAGAGGAGCUCACCGUCAGAGUGGAAAGACUAACCAAAAAACUUGAAGAAAAGAGAGAAGAGAAAAGGAAAGAGGAAGAACAGAGAGAGAUUAAGGAGGAAAUUGAGAGGAGGAAAACUGGAAAAGAAAUGUUGGAUUAUAAAAGAAAGCAAGAAGAAGAAUUAACAAAAAGUGUGUUAGAGGAAAGGAACAGAGAAAAGGCAGAAGAUAGGGCAGCUCGAGAGCGUAUAAAACAGAAGAUUGCACUGGACCGUGCAGAGAGAGCUGCUCGUUUUGCAAAGACACAGGAAGAAGUAGAAGCUGCUAAAGCUGCAGCCCUGCUGGCCAAACAGGCAGAAAUGGAAGUCAAGAGAGACUCUUCCGCAACAGAAGGAAGCAGUGUUGCGAGAAUUCAAUUCCGUCUUCCUGAUGGUUCUUCCUUCACAAGUCAGUUCCCUUCUGAUGCUCCUCUAGAAGCAGCAAGGCAGUUUGCUGCACAGACUGUUGGCAACACUUACAGUAAUUUUUCAUUAGCGACAAUGUUUCCCAGGAGGGAAUUUACCAAAGAAGAUUAUAAAAAGAAAUUACUGGAUUUGGAACUUGCCCCAAGUGCUUCAGUGGUACUGUUGCCAGCAGGAAGACCAACUACAUCCAUGGUACAUUCUUCCAGUGGCGACUUUUGGACAUUCUUGGGGACAGUACUUUACCCAUUCCUUGUCAUCUGGAGAUUGAUUAGCAACUUCUUAUUUAGUAAUCCUCCUCCUGCACAGACCUCGGUGAGAGCAGCAUCAUUGGAAUCCUCAAACCUUGCAUCCUCUAGCAACUCAGACAAAAGGGAACCAGUCAGAAAAAGAGUGCUGGAGAAACGGGGGGAAGACUUGAAAAAGGAGGGCAAGAUAUAUAGAUUGAGGACUCAAGACGAUGGUGAAGAUGAAAACAACACUUGGAAUGGAAAUUCUACUCAACAGAUGCAGUGUGACAAGGACAAUAUGUGCAGUAAUCAUUGUUUCUCUUAUGAUUUAAGUCAACUAAAACUCUACUGGAGAAGUGGGACUGCUUUAUGUUUUCCAACUCAUCUACAAAGUGUCUCUUUAUUCCUGCUUAGUGGGUUAAAGUUGUUUAACCUCAGAUAAGUCAAGAGAUAAAAUAACUGGCUGCUAGGUCCUUGUAUAUGGUAAGCAACUGCUAGAAGCCUAAAAUAGCAAAAGGUCUGCGACAGCCUCCCUUUAUCAGCUUUCUUGUUUAGUAUUUCAUAUGCCCAUUAGCCCUGUGCUCUCAGAUGAUAUGUUUUGUUUAGGGCUGUUUUGCUCCAGAACUCCUCAGCCCACACAAAGUAACUGGUGUGUCACUGAAUAAUUUGAUCUUGAGUCAGAGCGUUUUAACUAGCCAAUCAGAUGAUAAUUUGGGUUUAACUUUUCUCUUCUUGCUCAUCAGCUGCAAGCAAAAUCUUGUAGUUUUUAAUCUUACUUAA